Molecule: messenger RNA, 2340 nt
Organism: Zea mays
Lineage: Eukaryota; Viridiplantae; Streptophyta; Magnoliopsida; Poales; Poaceae
Exons: 3
Coding region: 481-1944 (487 amino acids)
Biological process (GO): regulation of DNA-templated transcription
Molecular function (GO): sequence-specific DNA binding; DNA-binding transcription factor activity
Source: RefSeq, a predicted model, not a curated record
AUCCAUUCCUACCCGUGGGGUGGGGACAAGCCACGAGCGAGACGCGACCCCGCAUCCCACAGACCCACACGGCCUCUGCUUCCCGGAACCGGAACCCCCACGUCGCCGCCUCGUCUGACCAGUCAAACCGCACGAGCUUUGACGUACACACACCUCUGCGUCAAACUCCUCCCUUCCGAGAAGCAUCCCGUUUCCAACACGUUCACGUUCAGUUCAGCCUCUGAGCCCCACUGAGAUUUUGGUCCCACCUGACUUCGUCCCCACCAGUAAGUGAAGCCAUUGCUUAGUAAGCGCCCCCACACUAGCCGCGGCUGGCAAUUCACCGCGCGACUACCGUCCGCUAUAAACGGCACCCCAGCCACCGAGCAACCACUCCCGUCAGCCACUCCUCUACCGGUGACGCACGCACCCAAUCUCUGAUCUGAUCUCUCCCCCUGGAUCUCGACCUCCGCCUGGCUGCUCCGCUCUGCGUCGCUCGCCAUGGCGUCCUCGACGGGGAGCUUGGAGCACGGCGGGUUCACGUUCACGCCGCCGCCCUUCAUCACCUCCUUCACGGAGCUGCUCUCUGGGGCAGCAGCGGACAUGGUAGGAGCCGCGGGCGCCGAUCAUCAGGAGCGGUCGCCGAGGGGGCUGUUCCACCGCGGCGCCACCAGGGGCGGCGGCGUAGGCGUGCCCAAGUUCAAGUCGGCGCAGCCGCCCAGCCUGCCCAUCUCGCCGCCGCCGAUGUCGCCCUCCUCCUACUUCUCCAUCCCGCCCGGGCUCAGCCCCGCCGAGCUGCUGGACUCGCCCGUCCUGCUCCACUCUUCCUCGAACUUCUUCGCGUCGCCCACCACCGGCGCCAUCCCGGCGCAGAGGUUCGACUGGAAGCAUGCCGCCGACCUGAUCGCGUCUCAGUCUCAGCAAGACGACAGCCGGGCUGCGGUCGGCAGCGCCUUCAACGACUUCUCCUUCCACGCGCCCACCAUGCCCGCGCAGACCACGUCCUUCCCUUCCUUCAAGCAGCAACAGCAAGUCGAAGCGGCGACCAAGAGCGCCGUCCCGUCGAGCAACAAGGCCAGCGGCGGCGGCGGCGGCACCAAGCUUGAGGACGGGUACAACUGGCGCAAGUACGGGCAGAAGCAGGUUAAGGGGAGCGAGAACCCGCGCAGCUACUACAAGUGCACGUACCACAGCUGCUCCAUGAAGAAGAAGGUGGAGCGGUCCCUGGCCGACGGGCGCGUCACGCAGAUCGUGUACAAGGGCGCGCACAACCACCCCAAGCCGCUGUCCACGCGCCGCAACUCCUCCGGCGGCGUGGCGGCGGCGGAGGAGCAGGCCGCCAACAACAGCAGCCUCUCUGGCUGCGGCGGCCCGGAGCACUCCGGCGGCGCCACCGCCGAGAACUCGUCCGUCACGUUCGGCGACGACGAGGCGGAGAACGGGUCGCAGCGGAGCGGCGGUGACGAGCCCGACGCCAAGCGCUGGAAGGCGGAGGACGGUGAGAACGAAGGCAGCUCAGGCGCCGGCGGCGGCAAGCCGGUGCGCGAGCCGCGGCUGGUGGUACAGACGCUGAGCGACAUCGACAUCCUGGACGACGGGUUCCGGUGGCGCAAGUACGGGCAGAAGGUGGUGAAGGGGAACCCGAACCCGCGGAGCUACUACAAGUGCACCACGGCGGGGUGCCCCGUGCGGAAGCACGUGGAGCGCGCGUGCCACGACGCGCGCGCCGUGAUCACCACGUACGAGGGCAAGCACAACCACGACGUGCCCGUGGGCCGCGGCGCCGCCAGCCGCGCGGCGGCCGCCGCGCCACUGCUGGGCUCCGGCGGCGGCCAGAUGGAUCAUCGUCAUCAGCAGCCCUACACCCUGGAGAUGCUGAGCGGCGGAGGAGGAGGGUACGGCGGCGGCUACGCGGCCAAGGACGAGCCGCGGGACGACCUGUUCGUCGACUCGCUCCUCUGCUAGAGGGAGAGGCUAGAGCUGGCGAGGGGGAUGCGGAGCCGGUCCACCAAUCUCGGUGCGGCGGCGGUGUCUGUAGCCUGCUGUACGUGUACGGCGGGGGUAUACGUAGCGUGCACGCUCGCCUUCGCAUUCAGAAUUCAGAUACGUGCAGUAUACACACACGCACGCACACACAACACGCUGUGUGCACCGGAUCUAGGUUAGCUAGGAAUGGGAAUUUGUUGAUUCGUUGGAGGCCUUCCUGCCACGCGCGCACGGCACGGUACUCGUACAGACAGUCAUACGGUUGUGUCGUUUUGUAGUUGUAGCAACGGUGCCGCUAACGCCUGUGUGGAAAGGCCCUAUACCGUAUAUAUAGUGUGACAAAGUCAAUAAAGCUGAAAAGAUCGCGUUAUUUCC